Mus caroli (Ryukyu mouse) is the source of this 1072-nucleotide messenger RNA. It is a transcript of the gene Coa3, whose product is annotated as cytochrome c oxidase assembly factor 3. Lineage: Eukaryota; Metazoa; Chordata; Mammalia; Rodentia; Muridae. The record is from RefSeq and is a predicted model, not a curated record. Gene Ontology annotation, cellular component: mitochondrial inner membrane. Gene Ontology annotation, biological process: mitochondrial respiratory chain complex IV assembly.
CCGGCGAGUUCCGGGCUCGACGGCUUAGGGCGGAGCAGCAACAUGGCGGCUCCUGGAGCUGGUGACCCUCUGAACGCUAAGAAUGGAAAUGCUCCAUUCGCUCAGCGCAUCGACCCGUCGCGGGAGAAAUUGACCCCUGCGCAGUUGCAGUUUAUGCGGCAGGUGCAACUUGCCCAGUGGCAGAAAACACUGCCACAGCGGCGGACCCGGAACAUCAUGACCGGCCUGGGCAUCGGGGCCCUGGUGUUAGCUAUUUAUGGUUACACCUUCUACUCUGUGGCCCAGGAGCGUUUCCUUGAUGAACUGGAAGAUGAAGCCAAAGCUGCCCGAGCCCGUGCUCUUGAGAGAGAGCGAGCGUCAGGACCCUAACAGUACGGACCAUCUUCAAACUGCUGGAGCCCCUGUAUAUGUUGAAUGAUGCCUGGUGGUCUUACAGCAUCACUGGCACACUAACGUCGGACUCUGUGAUUGAGCCCAAGAAGCCAGAGACUAUGCAUUUGGCCGCUGCCGGGGCGGGGAGGAGGGUGGGGGGGAUUGUUCACUUCACGUGCAGUUUGUCCAGUUACUCAGCCCUUUUUAUUUCCUUGUUUGAGAGGUAUGCAACCUUGCCUUUACCCAAACUUUGUGGUUUACCCCUUCACCUCCCAGGGGCCCGACUCUUAAAGGGGGAGGGUGUGGCUUAACUGCAGCGUUGGAACCUUAAAGUGGGAAAGAUAGGGUCAAGUUAAAGUAAUAAAAUGAGUCAUGUCUCCCGAAGCCAAGCUAGUGUGUGGGGGCUGAGAGACACAUGGCACUUCACGCUGGAAAGCUCCCUGGCACUAGCUGCAGCGGUGGCAUUGCCCCAGGGAGCUGUAAAUGUUUAACUAGAAUUACUUUUUCCGUGAGAUCUUUCCACCUGAUUUAAGGGAGAGAUUACUGGACUGUUGGGAGACUGAACCGGGUCUUAGGGGGAAGAAGAAGGUCACCCUUCUGUUCUCUGCCUUCAAGAACAGACUCUUAAUGUCACUGGCCUUUUCCUGUCUCUAGCUUGGUAGGUGAAGGAUGAGCAAGGAAUAAAUUUAUUCUUUUAACA